Messenger RNA from Suncus etruscus (white-toothed pygmy shrew), 937 nucleotides. RefSeq names its product adenylate kinase 3 (gene AK3). Gene Ontology annotation, cellular component: mitochondrion; cytoplasm. Bases 81 to 764 code for a protein of 227 amino acids. Gene Ontology annotation, biological process: nucleobase-containing compound metabolic process. The record is from RefSeq and is a predicted model, not a curated record. The transcript is spliced from 5 exons. Gene Ontology annotation, molecular function: ATP binding; AMP kinase activity. NCBI's taxonomy places the organism in Eukaryota, Metazoa, Chordata, Mammalia, Eulipotyphla, Soricidae.
UGCGGUGCGGUGCGGUGCGCCAGGCCUCUGCCCCACGGUGCUCGGCCCCGGCCUGUGCCUGCUUGCUUUCUCCUUUGGCCAUGGGGGUGUCCGCGAGGCUGCUGCGCGCCGUGAUCAUGGGGGCCCCCGGCUCGGGGAAGGGCACCGUGUCGUCGCGCAUCGUGCAGCACUUUGAGCUCAAGCACCUCUCCAGCGGGGACCUGCUGCGGGACAACAUGCUGCGGGGCACAGAAAUUGGUGUGCUAGCCAAGACUUUCAUUGACCAAGGCAAGCUCAUCCCCGAUGAUGUCAUGACCCGGCUGGUACUUCAUGAGCUAAAAAAUCUCACCCAGUAUAACUGGCUGUUGGAUGGUUUUCCAAGGACACUCCCACAGGCAGAAGUCCUGGACAGAACCUACCAGAUAGACACAGUAAUUAAUCUGAAUGUGCCCUUUGAGGUAAUUAAGCAGCGCCUCACUGCUCGUUGGAUCCAUCCAAAGAGUGGCAGAGUCUACAACAUGGAAUUCAACCCUCCCAAGACUUUGGGCAUUGAUGACGAGACUGGAGAACCUCUGAUUCAGCGUGAGGAUGAUCGACCAGAAACAGUUAUUAAGAGACUUAAGACCUAUGAAGCUGAAACAGAGCCAGUCCUGGAAUACUACCGGAAAAAAGGCGUGUUGGAAGUAUUCACCGGAACAGAAACUAACAAGAUCUGGCCCCAUGUAUAUGCUUUCCUACAAACAAAAGUUCCACAAGUAAACCACAAAGCGUCAGUCACUCCAUGAGGAAAAUAUAUAUAUAAUUUAAGUCAGAUGAGAAUCUUCUCCACUUCCUCCUCCUCUGUGUACUUUGAGGCUCCUUGUCCUAAGAUUCUGGCAUGUAUGAAUAUUUUGAAAAUUAGUUUCAUUUAUGAUGGUUUAUUCUGGAAAUAAAAAAAAAAUGUGCCAAGUAAGUCAGA